Malania oleifera is the source of this 959-nucleotide messenger RNA. Its product is annotated as HMG-Y-related protein A. Gene Ontology annotation, biological process: chromosome condensation; negative regulation of DNA recombination; nucleosome assembly. The transcript is spliced from 2 exons. The record is from RefSeq and is a predicted model, not a curated record. Gene Ontology annotation, cellular component: nucleus; chromatin; nucleosome. Bases 134 to 700 code for a protein of 188 amino acids. Gene Ontology annotation, molecular function: nucleosomal DNA binding; double-stranded DNA binding. Lineage: Eukaryota; Viridiplantae; Streptophyta; Magnoliopsida; Santalales; Ximeniaceae.
AUCCCUUCACUUUUCCCUCGAUCAGAUCCAGAGAAAAAACCUCUCUUUUAAAUCCUCACCCGAACCUCUCCCCACCGAACCAACAGUCCCACUCCUCCCCUCAUCUCUCCUCUUGUCUGUGACUUACUCUCUCAUGGCUACUGAAGAGUCUAAUAAUCCAGCUCCCCCAGCUCCCUCUCUUCCCCAGUACCCAGAGAUGAUUAUUGCGGCGAUCGAGGCUCUAAACGACGAGAACGGCUCCAACAAGUCGGCUAUUUCCAAGUACAUAGAGUCGACGUACAGGGACCUCCCGGCGGCGCACCCCACGCUCCUCGCGCACCACCUCAACAAGAUGAAGCAGAACGGCGAGCUAGCCAUGGUCAAGAACAACUUCAUGAAGCCCGACCCUAAUGCGCCGCCGAAGAGGGGCCGUGGCCGUCCGCCGAAGCCGAAGGUGCCGCUUCCGCCGGGCACAGUGCUGCCGCCGCCAAGGCCCCGCGGCCGGCCGCCGAAGCCGAGAGAUCCCUUCGCCCCCCUGUCUCCGGUGAAGAAAAAAUCGCCGUCCGGGAGUGGAAAGCCGCGCGGGCGUCCUCCGAAGAAGCCCAAGGUCGCAGAUUCGGCAGGGCCGCCUGGGGCGGCGGGGAUUCCGACCCCCGUGGCCUCGAGGCCGAGGGGCCGACCGCCGAAGGUGAAGCCGCCGGUGGCCGCCGUGGGGUGUUGAGUUGGGUUGUGGUGGUGUGGGAGUAGGAUUAGGUGGAUUAGGUGGUGGGUUAGCUCUAAUUGUUGUUUUUUUUUUUUUUAAUUCUCUCCUCUCUAUCUUUAUUUAUCUUUUUUAAUAUUUUUUUGGGGGAUAUCUUUUGUGUUUUUUAUGUGGUGAGUGAAUGUUGUAUGGGUAAUUUAAUUUAGGAGAGGGUUUGGUGUGUGUGUUGUAAUUGCAUGUAAAUUGAUGCAGCGGCAUUUGGGGCCAUUUGCCUUUUUUA